Molecule: messenger RNA, 1041 nt
Organism: Aspergillus ruber CBS 135680
Lineage: Eukaryota; Fungi; Ascomycota; Eurotiomycetes; Eurotiales; Aspergillaceae
Product: sterol desaturase family protein
Exons: 2
Coding region: 100-648 (182 amino acids)
Biological process (GO): ergosterol biosynthetic process
Molecular function (GO): iron ion binding; C-4 methylsterol oxidase activity
Source: RefSeq, a predicted model, not a curated record
AACAAAAUACCCUCAUUACAGGAGCAAUGGAAUUGUGCCAGAUUCGUGCUUCUUAGCCACUUCACUGUUGAAUUGCCUCAGAUUUGGCUAUUCCACCCAAUGGCUCAAUUUUUUGGACUUUCGACUUCAGUUCCUUUCCCUUCUGUGUGGACUAUGGCCUAUCAGAUCGCGAUAUUCUUCAUCUUGGAGGACACGUGGCACUAUUUCUCUCAUCGCGCUCUUCACUGGGGCCCGUUAUACAAGGCCAUCCAUAAGAUUCACCAUCAGUAUUCUGCGCCUUUCGGUAUGGCGGCCGAAUAUGCAUCUCCGAUUGAAGUCAUGAUUCUUGGGUUCGGCACCGUCGGCUGUCCAAUUCUCUGGUGUGCGGUAACUGGGGACUUGCACAUCUUCACCAUGUACGUUUGGAUUGUGUUGCGCCUGUUUCAGGCCAUUGAUGCACACAGCGGUUACGAGUUUCCUUGGAGUCUUCACCAUUUUCUCCCAUUCUGGGCUGGUGCUGACCAUCACGACCUUCACCACGAGAAAUUCAUUGGCAAUUAUUCAAGCAGCUUCCGGUGGUGGGACUACCUACUCGACACUGAAUAUUCCCCUGAUGCUCUCAAGCGGCGAAGGGAAAACAAGGCUGGGGUAACGAAAAAAGCGGAAUAAUUCAUGGUUAAGUCAUUGGUGGCUUAGCAGGGGGUAAAGGUGCUGUCGCUAUUGAGGUUUUUUGCAUGAUUUUGUCAUUUACAGAUUAUAUGGAAGCAUUAUAAUAAUAAUACAUUAAUACCGGAAAGCUUGCCUUCGUUGGUUUAUACAGAUGUAUACAAAUAAUAAGGAUUUUGAGAGGAAAAACGAAACGUUGAAAGUGACGCAUGCCUCUACAAUAUAUUGUGGUCAUGUCUAUUGAAAUGGAAUCAACAUUAUCUCUGCUCAGAACAGCCAUUAACUGCCAUCCUGGGCAGGCCAAUAGCUAUACAAAUUAUCCCAGAUUCCCAUGAAAAAAUAAUAUGAAAUCAAAUUUUCGCUCGUUAAUAAUCCAUUGAAAAUAUUCUUCGGCUG